CGUGCCGUCGCUGGUGCCAUCCACGUGCUGGUGGUACCGGAGCAUCUCCGCCGUCAGCCCGAGCUGUGUGCCGCGGGUUGCUCCGGAGCGGGCACCGGGGGCUGGGAUCGAAGCCUGAGUCGGGGCUUUGCCGUGCCCUUUGGUGACGGCGGUGGCACCGUGCAGGUGACCCGGCCAAUCUGGCUGCAGGAAGCGCUCUCUGGGCGCGUGGCUCCUGCCGGGGGGAUAAUUGAGGAAACGGGAGAUGCUGCCCAGCUCCUGGAGCAUCCCCACCCCACGUGUGGGCAGGGCAUCCGCUCACGCUGUUCUGCCAUCCCCAGGGCCGCUGGGAGCGGGGCCGGACGGGAUGGGUCCCGAGGACGGCCUCAUUCGAACGCUGGUGCGGCCGCGGGGUGCGCGGCGUGGGAACGUGCGGCGGCCGGGAGGGUGGAGGAGGCUCCGCCGUCCCCGGCCACGGCUGUCCCAUAAGGGCCCCAUGCCCUUCUGAUGGAGGACCACCGCCAGCGCUCCAAGGAUGCAUCCCCACUGCCUGCUCUGCUCGUCCCUGAGUCGGCAUCACCUCCCUGCAGCUGUCCUGGCGGCUCUGGCACCGUGUGCUCCCAGCGCCCCGUGCCCUGAUCCCGGUGUGCCAGGUCCAGGGGCUCUGCAUAAAGCACUUUGUCUGGCGGAGGAGCUCUCCGUGGGGCCCUGCCCCAUCCCCUCCCGGAGGGGUCUAUUUAUUCCUGUGAUGCUGACCCCGUGUGAGCUGCCCUGUGGGGUUCCCACCCCCUGGAGCUCUGCAGGAAGCACUGAUGUACCCCAAAAGGGCCGCAGCGGUGCCGGGCCCUGCUGGUCACCGUGUCUGUCAAGUCUGUAAAGAAUUGUUCUGUGUAAAUACAUCUUUAUUAUAAAGAGCUAUGAUGAAAAUAAGCGCUUGCGGUGGUGGUGUGGUGGGAGACUGAACGAAGGGCUGGGGGACAUUCUGCAGCCUGUGGGGCUGGGGUGCUCUGUGGCCUGAGUAGGGAUGCAUCCCAUCAUCGUCCCCAUGGUGCUGAUGAUGGUAUCGGUGCUGUGACAGCAGCCAGGCUGGGGGCUCAUGCAUCUCUUUAGCCAGAAGUGGUUUGUAACUCAGGGUGUGAGCACCACGAUGCUGACGUUGCCGUGGUUACCAGCUACUGGGUGCAGCACCCGUGUCUGGCGUUGGGCUGCCUGGUCCUGGGCACCUCUGGUUGCUGCCGUCCUCUGGUGGCUGCUGGACACCCAGCCUGCCUCAGCCCUGCACCGCAUGCUCUGGGUCCCUUUGUCCCCCCCUGUCUGCCGUCCCCGUUCCCAGAGUCUGUGCUCCUGGUGUCCUCCUCCCUGCCAUCUCUAUUCUUGGUGUCCCUAUUCCUGGUGUCCCUGUCUCUGGUAUCCACGUCCCUGGUGAUCCUAUUGCUCAUGUCCCUGACAGCCCUGCCCUUGCCGUUCCAGUUCCCGGUGUCCCCAUCGCCGUGGGUCCCGGCAGGCAAGCAGCUGCAGGCACCUCUCCCUGGUGUUCCUCCAGGCCCACGCAGGAGGGUGGCAGUUUAGGACUCAGCAAGCAGAUCUUACACUUAAUGGGAGCUGAGCUGCGCAAACAGACGGGACUACCCCAGAAUCCCCCAAGCCAGGGCAGUGCAGUGCAGUGCGGGGCCCCUGAGGCCACCAUCCCCUGCAGGAGGGGUGCUGGGCUGCCCUGGGAGAGUGAGGAGGGCACGGUGGUGGGGGUCCCGCAGGCAACACAGCACUGGAGGGGAGGGGGUUAACGGGGCCGUGGAGGAGCGGAAAGUCUGCAGCUGCGGGGCUGCAAGCAGGGGCCCGGGGGAAGCGGGGCUGGGCCCAGCUGGCCUCCAUGAGCUCAUCCUCGGGGACCGGGAGGGAUGCACUCCCGGCCACGUGCCAGCGCGAUCCCAACACGCCGCAUGCCUGCGCCGCCCUGCAGAGACCCGGCUGGGUUCUUCCCCUCUGCAGGGUUUGAAGGCUGCCGUGCCGCUGGGUACCGCAGUCCGGGGGUGAGGAUGCGGUGCCCCCACCCAGCGGCCUCAGGGCUGCCCUGGAAGGGGGAGGCCGGGGAGGUCUCCCCGGUUGGGCCGUGGCCAGCGGUGCUGGAGGAAAAGGCUCCUGGGCCAGGAGACCGAAGGAAUCUCUGGCUUUUCCUGGCCUGGCUGGCUGCCCGCGGGCAGGUGGGGGCUGCCGGGCUGCACCACUCUCUCCGUGCUGUGUGCCGUGCCAGCUGCUCACCUGCUGCAGGAGGGCUGAGAGGGUGGGUGCACAGCCCCUGGCACCCGAGUGCCUGGGCGUCUGCGUGGGUCCUGUCAGCACAGUGACAACAGGGUGCCAGAGAGCCCAACGGGGACACGCGGAUGCCACCAACCGUGCUGCUCCCACUGCACAGACAUCACCGCUACGGGCACCGGUUGUAUUCAAUCCCCAAACACUUUGCAGGGCUCAGAGCUGCGUGCUGCCAGCUUCCAAGGAGCCGCACCGCCUCGAGGACACGCAGGCCAGGCCUCGUUCUGUCCCUGGGGAUCCACGAGGCUUCGCGCCCUCUCCGGCAUUUCCGCCGGCAGUGGCAGGAAUGCGGCGGCCGUAGGAACAAUGCGGCACCUUGCGCCGCUCCUCUCCGU
Meleagris gallopavo (turkey) is the source of this 2624-nucleotide messenger RNA. Lineage: Eukaryota; Metazoa; Chordata; Aves; Galliformes; Phasianidae. The record is from RefSeq and is a predicted model, not a curated record.